Messenger RNA from Closterium sp. Naga37s-1, 3441 nucleotides. The record is from the annotation of a GenBank genome assembly. NCBI's taxonomy places the organism in Eukaryota, Viridiplantae, Streptophyta, Zygnematophyceae, Desmidiales, Closteriaceae.
AUGAAGCUCUCAGAUAUGCUCAACUUUCUGAAGCUCAACCACGUGCCUGCCUUCCUCGUCAGGAGCCUCUUCCGACAGAUCUAUGCACUCGUCAACGCCGAGCUCUUUAACCGCUAUCACAGUGCCACCUUUGUGACGGGUGCUAUGAUGGAUGCCAUUCAUGAGAAGUGCAAGAAAGAGGUUGCUCGUUAUGACACCGAUGCCUUCCUCCUCGAUACCGACCAUAACCUCGCGGCGCUAUUGCAAGCAACCAUGGCUACACAUUGGCGUAGUUCCUUCCGUCCCCUUCUGCUGCUGCUGGCGGUGCUGCUCGCGCGGCAUACAUGCGUACAGGCAGCGGACAAGGCGAACGCCACUCAGCCAGCAGCGGACGACCCCGUGGUCAAAGCAGAGAAGGAAGCAGGCGAUAUCGUGCCCCAAGGGGCGUGUAAGGCGGAAAUAACAGCCUACUGUUCGGACCUACCCACAGGCAACCGCUCUCUGGAGCGGUGUUUGAGCACACAGGUCAAGAUGGUGAUGGCGGGGAAAGUAAAAGCGAACCCCGAGUUCUCCGCGGAGUGUUUGCUGGAGAUCCGCAACUUCAAGAUCGCGCUGUACAAGGACAUCAGCAUGAACAAGGAGAUGGUGGAGGCGUGCAAGGAGGACAUCGCAUCCUUCUGUGAUGACGACUUUCUCUACCCCGAGCCCGGCAACGUGCUCGCAUGCCUGCGGGAGAGCAAGGAAUCAGGGCGUGUAUCAGACCAGUGCGCCACAAUGGUGUUCGAGGCGCAGGAGGAUGCAGCAGACGAUUUCCGCAUGGAUCCGCAGCUGAACAUGCUGUGCUCCAAGGACGCGGAUACCUACUGUGGGGACGUGCAGUCAGGCGAGGGGCGCAUUCAGGAGUGCCUGCGGCGCAACCGCAAGAAGCUGAACUGGGAGUGCCAGGCGGAGCUGUUCCGGCAGGAGGUGGAGAACGCCGAUGACAUCCGCCUCAACGUGCGCCUCUUCCGAGCCUGUCUGGACGACAAGCGGCGCUUCUGUCCUGACGUGCUGCCCGGGGAUGCACGCGUGAAGGACUGCCUGGAGGAGCACCGCUCCGAGCCCGAGUUCUCCAAGACCUGCAAGGCGGAGUUUGACAAGAUGAUGGAGCGCAGGGCGGUGGACUUCCGCCUCGAUGCCAGCCUGCGCAAGUACUGCCACAAGGACAUUGUGGAGUACACGCUGCAUGGCACACAUCACAUCACACACAGCAGGGCGGUGGACUUCCGCCUCGAUGCCAGUCUGCGCAAGUACUGCCACAAGGACAUCGUGGAGCCUGCCUUUUUUGUUCAUGCUCGUUUUGCGCUCUCUUCCCAGACGUGCUACCCGGACGCGGAGGACAUCAGUGACGUGGCGAACUGGGACAGCAAGGUGAUGGAGUGCCUGCAGGACUACAAGGAGGAGCUCAAAGACCCGCGCUGCCGCCAGCAGGUGCACCGCCUGACCAAGAGGGCAGCAGAGGACAUUCGAUUCGACCACCCUCUGCAUGACGCCUGCCAGCCCGACCAGGAGAAGCUGUGUAAGGACGUGCCGAGCGGCCACGCACGGGUGUUCACGUGCCUGCAGGACCACCGCAAGGACCUGCGCCCCGUGUGCCGCGCUGCCCUCUUUGACCAGGAGAUCCGCUACGCGGGAGACAUAGACUUCAAGUUUGCCAUGCGCCAGGCGUGUGCCGACGAGAUGAAGCGCCUGUGCUCCAAAGCACCCGACAUGGUGAAGUGUCUGCAGGACCAUGUGGCAGAUGCGGACAUGGGCAAGGCAUGUGCCGACGAGGUCAAGAGGGACGAGCAGCGCAGCGCACAGGAUUUCCGCCUCAACUUCCGUUUGAACCACGCAUGCUUCGAGGACGUGCAGCACCUCUGCAUAAACGCCUGCGCCCCUCCGGGCGUCGAGGGCGCCAUGGCUGCUGCAGCAGCGGCCGCAGGGCAGGCGUGCGGAGGGGCGGUGCUCAAGUGCCUGUCGGAGAAGGUGUCUCAGCUGCAGAACGCUGAGUGCCGCGAGGAGGUGUUUUACUUUGAGCGCAGGACCGUGGAGGACCCAGCCCUGGACGUGCCUCUGCAGCAGGCGUGCAAGGACGAUGCGGACAUGUACUGUGGUGUGUGCCCCCACUGCCACUUCCACCUACUGACCGUGGAGGAUCCGGCCCUGGACGUGCCCUUGCAGCAGGCGUGCAAGGACGACGCGGACAUGUACUGUGGCGCGGGGGCGGGGUAUGCGGGGAGGGACCACAGCCGCACGCUCUCCUGCCUGCGGCAGAACAGGAAGAAGCUGUCCGCCAAGUGCAAGGCGGAGGAGCUGCGGUUCACCGCCAUGGAGGUGGGUGCAGUGCGCCGCACGCUCUCCUGCCUGCGGCAGAACAGGAAGAAGCUGUCAGCCAAGUGCAAGGCGGAGGAGCUGCGGUUCACUGCCAUGGAGGCGUCCGACAUCCGUCUAACCCCCACGCUCAUGAACGCGUGUGCCCUAGAGCUGCACCAGUUCUGCCAUCCAUGUGCCUUAGCCUUGUCUCUCGCUCUCUCCUCUCUUUCUCUUCCCUUUCCUCCGCUCCCCCCCUUGCUCGCCCACCACCAGGCAUCAGACAUCCGUCUGACCCCCACGCUGAUGAACGCGUGUGGAUUGGAGCUGCACCAGUUCUGCCGCGGAGUGCCGCCCAUGGGCGGCCAUGCCUUCCGCUGCCUGCAGUGGCACAUCCAGGAGUCCGGCAUGAGUGUAGCCUGCCGUGCUGAGGUGGACCUGCAGACCAUGCGCCAGUCCCAGUACUACCGCACCGACAUCGCGCUGCAGCUGCAGUGCGAUGCUGACGUGGAGGAGAAGUGCAGCGAGGUGGACGAGGCGGCGGAGAUGUCAAUGGGGGACCAGGAGGCAGAGGGCGACUACGGGCCUAUCCUGCGCUGUCUGCUGCAGUCGUACCAGACCCUCAAGCCUGCCUGCCAGUCCGAGGUGACCUAUGUGGUGCGCAACGCCCUGUGGAUGUACCACAGCAACGCGCCCCUCACCAAGCCAUGCCACACUGACAUUGACACCCUCUGCAACAGCACCAACGUGGCGGGGUUCAGCGAGCACAAGGGCGCCGUGGUGGGGGUGUUUGGGCAGUGCCUCGUGGACACGCCUCUCACUAAGAUCUCGGAUAAGCAGUGCCGGCAGAUGGUGGGCGUGGUGGCGGGCAGUGGCGGGCACGUGGGAGGGCUGGUGAAUGAGAAUCAGCUGGAGGACACGCUUACUAAAAUCGCAGAGAUCCAGCUGGUGGCUCAGGCUGAGGCGGAGGAGCAGGCAGAGGGCUCUCCACUAGUGUUGACGGGCUGGCUGGCCUUCAUUGCCAUCACAGCCCUCGCUGCUCUGCUGCUUGGUGGUGGCUUCUUCAUCUACCGCCGCUACUUUGAUCCUCGCCGCAACUACACUGUGGUUGUCAAGGCUGGCGAUGUGUGA